CUACCCAUUUUUCUACAGCUACUCUGCAAGCAAAAACUUUCUGAAUUUUAUGGUUUCAUGUAACAUACAUGAUACAGUGAUCAGGACUUAAUUUUUACAUGAAGAGCAAAGUUUUGGGAUAGUGUGGUUGCCUUAUUUUGUUGGGAUCUGUGACACUGUGAAACCGUAACUGUGUUGAGAAAUCGUUUACCAGCUGAAAACUGACAAGCCUGCAACCAGCUAGUUUGAUAUUCUCUGUACUAGCAUUUAUUUGGACGCUUCUGUUCCUUUGAGUCUUCCAUUGGUUGAUUGCUUGACAAUCUGAGGAUGGGUUUAUUCGGGAAAACCACGGUGGAUCCCAAGGAGCAAGUGGACGCGUGGACGAAGACGCUGCGUCAGUCUGCGCGCGACAUGGACCGUCAGAUCCGAAACAUCCAGCGCGAGGAGGAGCGGGCCAAGCGGUCGCUGAAGGACGCGGCCAAGAAGGGCGACAAGGACGUGUGCCGGAUUCUGGCCAAGGAGAUCGUCCGCUCCCGCAACACCACCAACAAGAUCCACCUCUCCAAAGUGCAGAUCAACUCCCUCGUGCUGCAGAUGCGCCACCAACUCUCGACGCUGAAGGUGUCGGGAUCGCUGGCGAAAAGCACGGAGGUGAUGCAGGCGAUGCAGUCGCUGGUGAAGAUGCCCGAGUUCAACCGCAUCAUGCAGGACAUGGCCCGCGAGAUGACCAAGAACUCCAAAAACGGUGCUGCAGUUUGGCGGGAAUUAAACCGGAUGCUGAAUCGAAGUAAACCGAAUGUUGUUGUGGACUUUGAACCUAAUGAAUUGAAUAAACACUUCGCCCAGAUGGGAGAACACGGAAGCCCCCACCCGCCGGCGGCGGUACCAGCUGCCAGCGAGUCUCCGUUGUUUGCGUUUGAACAGGCGGGCAUCAUCGAGGAGAUGAUGGAGGACGCGAUGGACGUGCUGGACGAGGACGACAUCGAGACGGCGGCGGACGCGGAGGUGGAGAAGGUGCUGUGGGAGCUCACCGAGGGCAAGUUGGGCGAGGCGCCGCGCGCCGUCGACGACAGCCUGCCGGCCGCCUCCGUCGCCGCCGGCUCCCGCGUCCCCGCCUCCGGCAGCCGCGCCCCGCCCCUCAAAUCCGAUCAUGUGCGGGCGGUCGAUAACGACGAGGAAGAGGACGUGGAGAGUAUGCGGCGUCGCCUGGAAGAUCUCAAGAGCUGAAGGAAUAUUUCCUGCGAUUAAUCGACAAACACCCGCGAAAAAACAGUGAUAAUUGCAGACGAUUGGCGCGGUUUUCCGGUUGGGGGCGGCUGCUUCUGUUUUUGAUUUGCGCUUUUAUUUCUACGGGAGCUGGAGCUAUUUUAUUUCGAGUAUUUUUCAUUCCCUUUAACGGUUUUUGGCCAGCUCCUUUAUACAGAUUACGGGUUGUUCAUUGAAGCUACAGAGAAUUUUAUUCGUCUUAUGCUGUAAAAACAAUUGAAGUAAUGUCUUGCGAAUUAUGAAAAUGAGUCUAACCGCUGUAAUUAUCCGUUAGUUUCCUCAGCCGAUUAAAAAUGUAAUAAUAAA
Molecule: messenger RNA, 1551 nt
Organism: Paramacrobiotus metropolitanus
Lineage: Eukaryota; Metazoa; Tardigrada; Eutardigrada; Parachela; Macrobiotidae
Product: charged multivesicular body protein 3-like
Exons: 5
Coding region: 307-1206 (299 amino acids)
Biological process (GO): protein transport; endosome transport via multivesicular body sorting pathway; late endosome to vacuole transport
Cellular component (GO): multivesicular body; ESCRT III complex
Source: RefSeq, a predicted model, not a curated record